This is a messenger RNA of Papilio polytes (common Mormon), 4872 nucleotides long. It is a transcript of the gene Tango5, whose product is annotated as vacuole membrane protein 1. The transcript is spliced from 10 exons. The coding region runs from base 259 to 1647 and encodes 462 amino acids. Lineage: Eukaryota; Metazoa; Arthropoda; Insecta; Lepidoptera; Papilionidae. The record is from RefSeq and is a predicted model, not a curated record.
ACCAAUUUUAGUUGUAGACAUAUUUUUGUGUGGAGUGGAUGUUGCUUGUUUUGUUAUCGAAAAUAUAAUAGAACAAAUAAAGUUACUGAUAAAUUUAGUUAUAAAUUCAUCAACUUUUAUAAUAAAGACACUAUCAACUUGGACAUAAAUUAAAUGCAAGGCCCAAGAUACACGAGAAUAACGGAGGAAGUAUAUUAGAAUGAAACAAAGAUUUUGUAUCUGUAUAACAUAAUUGUUUACAAGUACAAACCUAUAAAAAUGACCAAGGCAGCCAGUACUAGACGAGUCCGUAACCAGGCUUCAUCACUUACUGUACCAAGACAGAAUUCAAUACCGGACAAUGGAAGAGCAAAGCAGAAUACCACCUGUGAAAUGCUCGCAGCAAUGAACAAAGAACAGCUUCGAGCUGAAUGCAGGAAACGAGGCCAACGAUCUUCUGGCAACAAGAACGAAUUGUUGGCCCGACUCGGGUACUACAAGCUGGCGGCGGCCGUGCAGCAAAACGAUACGGACCAGCGUCCGCGCAACGGUCUGCAUACUCCUAAAGACAUCAAAAAUAAACCCGUCCAAAUGGACACAGACAGUUUGGUGCUAUGGAGGCGGCCUCUCACCACUCUAGAGUACUUCUUUAGAGAACUCCUUAUAUUGAUAUCAACUGGCCUGCAAAGGUUGCUGGCGUACAAAUUACUAGCUUUAGUAAUUAUACUAUCGAUAGCUGCUACUGUGACGUCAUACUAUGUAGGCGGACCUCACCAACCUUAUGUCCAGUUAGUGGUGAUGAAGUUAGCCUGGUGGGGUUGGUGGGUGGUACUAGGGGUGUGUAGCUCGGUGGGGUUGGGCACGGGGCUGCACACAUUCCUGUUGUACUUGGGGCCGCAUAUCGCCCGCGUCACCCUCGCCGCGUACGAAUGCGGCUCACUAGACUUCCCUGAACCACCUUAUCCUAAUGAUAUAAUAUGUCCAACGGAGGGCAUACCAGGUGCGGUGACUGUAUGGAGUAUAAUGUCGAAAGUACGCAUAGAGAGUAUGCUGUGGGGGGUAGGCACAGCCCUGGGGGAGCUGCCCCCCUACUUCAUGGCGCGCGCCGCCAGGCUCUCUGGGGGCAGCCUGGCUGAAGUCACGGAGGUCGCUGAUGAUAAUACAAGGAGUGGGAGAGCUAAGGUGAUGGUUCAGAAGUUAGUACAGCGUGUUGGCUUCGCUGGAAUACUGGCGUGCGCGUCUAUACCGAAUCCGCUGUUCGACCUCGCUGGCCUCACUUGCGGACACUUCCUUGUACCUUUCUGGACGUUCUUUGGUGCGACUGUGCUCGGUAAAGCGGUCAUCAAAAUGCAUAUACAGAAAAUGUUUGUUAUAAUCGCUUUUAAUGAAGCUUUAGUUGGCCAAGUCUUAGGAUGGGUGUCAAAAAUACCAUACAUAGGACCUAAACUGGAAGCGCCAUUACUGGAAUUUUUGCGUAAUCAGAAAUCAAAGUUACAUAAACGAGACCCCUCAGCCCCGUUGCCAGAGAACCAAGGGUCUUUGGUAUCUAGUUUACUGGAGAAAUUAGUACUAACUAUGGUGCUCUAUUUUGUGGUGUCGAUAGUAAAUGCUCUUGCACAGAAUUACAGCAAGCGUAUUGGUAAGAGGAAGGGGAAGAAACGUGAUUAGGGAACGAUGACGCCGGCCGAUGUGACAGCGAGAUUCGCACGGCGGCGUCCAGAAAGUACGCGACAACGUAGGUAGCACAGUCAUAUUACGUCAUACGUUCAACACCAAAGUGUACAAGAAUUAACAUGACUCAGUACACUACUGCAAUAAAAUGUACCAUUAUCUAGUUAUAAAGACAAUUGUGAAUAUCUAAGCAAUAUGUGCUUUAAAAAAACCUCUCCUUAUAAGUUUUUACAGGCAGAGAAUAUUUUUUGUACAUUAGUUCCAGAACCCCAUAGAUUGACGUAUAACAAAAAUGUCUGUUAUUUCGUUCAGACUUAUCAACUAGCAGUCGUCCGCGACUUUAUCAGAAUUUAAAAACUAGCCUAUAAUAUUUCUGUGUGUCCUUCCGGCAGUCCCGUCAAAAUCUAUCCAAUCGUUACAAACAGAUGACAUCACAAAAUUGUUUUUUUUUAUCAAUAUUACGUACAGACACUAAUUUUAUUAUAUCUAUUGUUUAAUGUUCACAUUUUACUGCACUGAGUGUACUGAUGUUAUUAACUAUGGGUUUUGACAGCAGUGACACUUGUAUUGACACAUGCGUUGACACAUUGUCAUAACUCACAUGCUCUUUGACGAACCAUAGACAGUUAACUUAAUACGUUAAACCAUAGACAAUGUGUGUCACUGCAUUAUAAACCUGUUGCGAUGUUUUAUUUUUAAAUAGUGAUGGAAUAUAGAAAAAUGUGCUUUGCUUACCUAUUUCAUGGUAGACGCAGAAAAAUAAGACAGUUAUAUAGUAUUAUUAUGAAAAAUUAUGUGUUUGCCAUUGGGCCGAUUAGUUCACCGAUCGGACGACCCAAUGGGAAAAUUUUUAAAGAUUACAUCGUAUCAGAUUGUUAUUAACAUAAUAAUAACCACAUUGAAGAAAUUGUGUUCUAUAAAAGAGUUUUCUAGAAUGUUCUUUUGUCACGUAUGUUGACGAAAUAUAAUUUAAUAAUUAUAUACUCAACGCGUAAUAUUCUAAAAUUGCAAUUAAUGUAAUUAAAUAGUAAAAAUGUCUUAUGAAAUAUUUGUACAUAAGUGAUGUGUGUAAAUCCUAAGAAAUUACUAUGCGGUCACAAUAACAAAACUCCAGCGACGUUUGUUUUUUACGCGUGUUUGGUUCUACCGCGAGUGUUCGAAGAUCUCUUUAGUAUAUUUGUACUUUGACUAUGACGUCACAGGAUAUAAUGUUAUUGUGCACGUGAAGUAAAUUGUGUAAAGUAUAGCAUUUUUCAAAUAAGAAUGUGCAUUUUAAUGACCUCGAUCUGUUAUAAUAAUAAACAUAAUUUAACUGACCCUAGUUUUUUUAUGAGAUAUCACGUCACAAUAUGGCGUAUUUUCUGCACAUUCUUAUUUGAAAUCAUUUUAAUUGAAGUAUAGGAGAAAUUCACAGGGAUUAUAAAGCAUUGUGGCUCAUUUUAUAAUGGUUGAUGCUGUAUGUGUUUAAAUCUUAUAUCAGCUAUAGCGCGACCAGUGUUAUCUUGCCUGUGGCCGAGUGUCGUAUAAACGCUUCAUUUUUUUUUUCGUGGAAUUUUUGGUAUAGAAAAUCAAUAUAAAGUUUAUUGCUAGAAAACAAAUCUGUCCAAUUACAAGAACUAGACCAUUGUAUUUAUAACAUAAACAAGAAUUUUACCUUUACCGUUUUAUGUUUCUAAUUUUAAAGUAACUUUUUUGUUUCUUUUUUUCAAGACCGACAACAGACAUCCAUAUUGAUCAUAGAUUAUGAAUAUUUCAAAGAGUUAAAUGUUAAUGUGGACAGAUUUUACUACUAAAUUACAUUCAUGUCAAUAAUUUUUCAAAUUACUAGAUUUGCGACGGCGUGCCAAAAAGUCGACAUAAAACUUGUUACCGUUAUAGAAAAAAAAGAAAAGUAGAUAAUAAAAAUCGGUUAAGUUUUUACCAGUUUUUAUUAAUUCUGUGUGAUUUUUCCAAAAAAUAAUAUUUUGGUGCUGUUCCUAAUUUUUAAACCGCGGUUUAUUUAAGUGUAAAACUUAUCUAGUCCGUAGGCAUAAAGGUAUUAUGUAUUUAUUUUAUAAUCCUAAUUUCACCAAUCUCAUAUACCUUGUGCAUCUUGAAAAAAAUCUGUAAUACUAAAAAAGUUUCUUCUCAAUAGCUGAAUGUAAAAAAAAAAGCUUAAUAGUAUAAACUCUAUAUGUAUUUUCACUUUUUAAACCAAUUUUAUGUGCAUGAGGAGUAAUUUUAUUAAAUAAAAAUAGGUAUAGCAAACUUUAAACAAAGUAUGUAUUUUUCAUAGUAUUUAUUAGGCUUCAAUUAUAUUAUUAAGAGCGAUAGAUUUAUAACCUAUAGAUACCUGAUCCAGUGCAUAAAUAGGCAAAAAAGACGCAUUUUAUUCGAAGAAAUUCCCAUUUGUAAUCCAAAAUGACAUUUCGAAAAUCGACCCUUAAAAUGUCAAACUUGUAUCAAACACACCAUCUGUAGGUUAUUUGUCUAUGAUAAAAGCGUAAAAAAGACAUUCUCAUUGUGCAACCCGUAUUUUUUUUUUCGAUAACGUUUUGUAAAAUCCAGUAUUGUGUGUUUUUUUUUAUAUUUUAAUACGUAUAAAUUUAAUUUGCAUUCCUUCGCCAUUGUAAAUGUCUACACGCACAUUUAAAAACAGUUGUUUGCAUGUAUUGAAAUACCAUUUGAUAUUUUUUGUAAUAGCAAACUGGCUGUUUUGACAUUCCACGUUUUUUAGUGUUUGUUAGCUAGCGACUAUAGGAACUAUUUAAACUCUAUUUUAAACGUAGUAUUCUGUGUAGUAAUAUUAAUACUUUUAGACUGAAAGUUUAAUACUUUCAUUAUUCUCUUGAACGUCAUUAUGAUUUUUUUUUCCUUAUGGCCAGAUUGACCAUAUAUUUAAUAAACACUUUAAAAUAUUUCUUCUUCUAUAUCAUUAAGCUUAGCAGUUUUCUAAGUCUCUCCAGAAUAAUGUCAAGGUAAAUUUUUAACUUUUUUUCGUAGUCACAGGUUUUUAUCUAUUGAUAAACCUCAGGAAUGUUUAUUUAAUUGUUUCAUUAUGAAUUAAUGUUUUUUCUUUAGAAUAAUAAUUGAUAUUUUCAAUGUAUUUAUAAAGAUAUGAUUUAUAUACAAGUAAGGUUUUACGUAGUUACAUGGAGUGGUACAUUUAGUACAAAACAGCUAAAUUAAGGGUUUUAUAUACUAGAGCGUUCGUACUCUGAAGCAAUAAAUGAGUGGUUAUGA